Molecule: messenger RNA, 1878 nt
Organism: Trypanosoma rangeli
Lineage: Eukaryota; Euglenozoa; Kinetoplastea; Trypanosomatida; Trypanosomatidae
Product: putative selenocysteine-tRNA-specific elongation factor
Exons: 1
Coding region: 1-1878 (625 amino acids)
Biological process (GO): selenocysteine incorporation
Molecular function (GO): GTP binding; translation elongation factor activity; GTPase activity
Source: RefSeq, a predicted model, not a curated record
AUGCAGGAUCAAGUGAUUCGGGCGAACAUCAACGUUGGCAUUUUGGGCCACGUCGACAGCGGUAAGACGUCUCUGGCGAAGGCGCUCUCUUCUACUGCGUCCACAGCGGCGUUUGACAAGAGUCCUGAGAGCCAACGUCGCGGUAUCACGCUUGACUUGGGCUUCAGUGCCUGCUGCAUUUCCACAGCUGUGGCUGCACCGCCGCUGCAUGCAGCAGGCAUUGAGGAGAUUCAAUGCACCUUUGUUGACUGCCCGGGUCAUGCUUCCCUCAUUCGGACUGUUUUGGGUGGGGCACAAAUCAUAGACAUCAUGAUUCUUGUUAUCGAUGCGUGUAAAGGAAUACAGACGCAGACCGCGGAGUGCAUUGUAAUUGGCGAAGUCCUGUGUAAGCCGUUGUUAGUGGUGAUUAACAAAAUUGAUGCGGUGCAAGGUUCAACUCCAGCAGACAAGCGCGCAACACUGAAUAAAUUGCGGAAACGUCUUGAAAAGACGUUUGAACGUACCCGCUGGCCCUCCGUACAGAUGGUGGAAGUUGCUGCCGCCCCGCGUGGAGACGGGGUGACAACAGGGGAGGUGGCUCACCCCAUAAAUAUGGAGGAAGUGACUUCUGCUGUUUUGAGUCUUGUCGAUGUAGCAGCAUUGAAGGACCAGUUCGAAACACCACUGCGCUCGGAGGAUUUUGCAAUGAUGUUUGAUCACUGUUUUGCCUUGAAGGGCCAAGGCACCGUUUUUACCGGCACCGUUCUUCGUGGCCAAGUUAGCGUUGGCGAUAGCGUUUUGAUCCCGGACGCGCACCUGGUGAAAAAGGUGAAAGGGUUGCAAGCCUUUCGAAGGCCUUUGCAACGGGCGAGACGCGGAGAUCGCGUGGGGUUGUGUGUAGUGCAGUUUGAUGCCGAGGGGGUCGAACGGGGUCUAUUGUGCAGCGCACAGCAGCAUAGAGGAGCACUCCCAGCUGACGCAUCUCCUUUGUUUGAGAGUGCAAGCGUGCUGAUUGCGGAGGUGAAUCGUGUACGAUUCCAUCAACUUUCCUGCGAUGCCCACACUAAAUUUCACAUUACCAUUGGACACUCAACCGUGAUGGGGACGAUGAGGUACUUUAGUCGUCCCACGGUGGAUACGCAGGAGGAGAAGGUCAACGUGUUUGAUCUCUUGCAGGAGAGUUUAUACGUUGAUGAACUCACAGAGGACACCUUUCUCACCUUUGGUAACAUUGAAUGGAAGCCGAAAGUUGGUUACCCCGUCGCCGUGAAGCGCGGCCCUCUCACGUAUUACGCUAUUGUCCUCUUGGACCGACCCAUUUUGGCUGCCGUUGGCACACCGCUAAUUGCCACACGACUCGAAAUGGAACGCGAAAAUAUGUGCCGCAUUGCAAUUGCGGGGUCAGUGUGUGCGCUGCUAAAUGUUGGAGGUUCUGGUGCUGCAUCGCCCAUGUUCUGGCGAGACUUGCCGAUUGUUCGGUAUAAGUCCAGGGCGCUUGUUGUAGAGCGCGUGCUAAACGAGAAGACUUGUAUUGCCAGCGGUGUUGUUGGGUUUGAAGCCCCGGACACGAGCUGCGGUAAUGACAACCAUAAAACGAAGGAAAAAGACAUCCUCCACGCGGAGGUGCAGAAGUUUAUUGGCAUGCGGGUUCACUUUCGUCCGACUGUGGACGAAGAGGCUGAUGCUUCCACACUCACCGGGAUUAAGGUGGGGGUGAUUGACUCCGCAUUUGGCAAAACGGGGAAAGUAAAGCUUGUUUUUAAGGAGCCCAUUUUUGCGAACGAGCCCUCGGGUGCAGGGCGAGCGAAGCGAAGUGGUGUGGCAUUUCUCACGGACGGUGUCGUGGAGCUCACACUCAAAAAGUAUCCUCUUGCGCUUCACAGUCAGCUCCAGCAAUAG